This is a messenger RNA of Cyprinus carpio (common carp), 3468 nucleotides long. RefSeq names its product cGMP-dependent protein kinase 2 (gene prkg2l). The record is from RefSeq and is a predicted model, not a curated record. Lineage: Eukaryota; Metazoa; Chordata; Actinopteri; Cypriniformes; Cyprinidae. Bases 573 to 2852 code for a protein of 759 amino acids. Gene Ontology annotation, molecular function: cGMP-dependent protein kinase activity; ATP binding. Gene Ontology annotation, biological process: protein phosphorylation. The transcript is spliced from 19 exons.
AUUUAGUUUAUUUAUUUUUAGCUUUUUGUUUGUUUGUUUUAAAAAACGACAUCAAACCUGUAUUAGCCAGUGAAAUAAAUGAAAUGGAAUAAUGAAAAUGCGCGGACUGAACUGUUCUGUUUGACAAUCAAAUUGUGAUUUUAAAUAAAUACAAUAAAUCAGAAUUUAGGCAGAUGACUGCAGAGAGUCUUGACACAAUUGUUAUAUGGAAUAUUAGAUAGUCUGGAAAACAUGAAAAAUAAUUCCAGAGACAUAAAAAAAAAUCAAAAGAUGUUUGUGAUGUAUUCAUAAAACAAAAUAUGUAUCAUAUUGUGAGACGGUGUUUAUCUGUUAUGACGGGUACCUGUGUAAUGCUGCUCUGCCUCCGCUCGAUGUCAGUAGAAUGAAUGGUGAGUGAGCGCUCGAGCUCUCAGCCUGUGGUGAUGAUGAGAUCACAGACGGAGCGAUCGCUCGCUCAGAUGCGGAGCAGCGGGCUUCGGAAUUAUGCACAAAUAAACAGCAGUGGAAACUGCAUUACACACUGAAAGGUGUGGCCAACCAGUGAACACAUAUAAAAGCCCAAAGGCCUCUCUAUGGUUCCUAGUCACUCUCUGAUCAUGGGGAACGGUUCGAUCAAAGCCCCUCGGCUAGAGGAGACCUGCCUGGCCUCCGGUAUAAAAGAGGCCCCUGUAUGGGAGUCUGUGGAGCCCCUGAAGAUGAGGAUCGCCCAUCUGGAGGAGGAGCUGGCACGGAGGGACCAGGAGCUCUGUGCACAGGAAAAGCGCUUACAGAGCCUUCAAAGGGAACUAGAGACAAAAGUGUCCCAGAUCGAUAAGCUCCAGGAUGCCAUCGGGUAUAACAGUCUCAGACGCUCGCCGCCAGCACCACUGAGGCACAGCCGCAGACUGCUGAGCGUCAUCAACCAGGGCUCCACGCGCUUCCACAGAGUGGCUGUGGAGGUGCAUCGACGCCUUAAGGCCAAGGAGGGUGUUUCAGCAGAACCCACAUCAAGGCACUUCUGUCGUGACCACCAUCACAUCUCCACAGAGAGACAACGCAUCCGCAAAGACUCCGGCACUAAGAAACUGAUCAAUGAAGCCAUCAUGAACAAUGACUUUCUGAAGAAGCUGGAGCCUCAGCACACCCGAGAGAUGGUGGACUGCAUGUACGAGAAAAUCUACGCUGCUGAGCAGCUGGUUAUUCAGGAGGGAGAGCCGGGGAACUACCUCUACGUGCUUGCUGAGGGUUUAUUAGAGGUCAUCCAAAAUGGAAAGCUCCUGGGUCAGAUGCGUCCUGGGACUGCUUUUGGAGAGUUGGCCAUUCUCUAUAACUGUAAAAGAACAGCCACAGUCAAAGCUGUGACUCAGUCCCACAUCUGGGCUCUGGACCGGCAAACGUUUCAGACUAUCAUGAUGAGAUCCACUCAGGCCAGACAUGAGGAGUACUUCAGCUUCCUGCGCAGUGUGUCCUUAUUGAAAGAUUUGCCAGAGGAGAAACUUGCCAAAAUCAUUGACUGUCUUGAAGUUGAAUAUUUUGACAAAGGGGAGUACAUUAUUCGUGAGGGCGAGGAAGGCAACACUUUCUUCAUCAUAGCUAAAGGAGAGGUGUGUAUUACUGGGUACAACAGGUUUGUGAUUCUUGGUGUGGGUGAUUACUUUGGGGAAAAGGCUCUCAUAAGUGAGGAUGUCCGCUCAGCUAAUAUCAUUGCAAAGGAAAAUGACACACAGUGCUUGGUGGUGGAUAGAGAUAACUUUAAUCAGAUGGUGGGAACGUACGAGGAGCUGCAGGCAUAUCUGAGGGAGUAUGUGGAGCAGCUCUCUCUGAGUGACGAGAGGAGGAACGCAGUACCUCAGUCGCCUCUUUACGAACGCUCUCCAGAGGCAGCAGAGCUCAGGAGGCUGAAGGAGAAGGCAGCUGGUUUGUCCAGUAACUCCUUCCUGAAAGAACUGCAAGCAGUGGCCACACUAGGCAUGGGAGGCUUUGGACGAGUGGAGCUGGUCAAGCUUAAAAAUUCAGAAGAUACAGCGUUUGCUUUAAAGUGUAUUAAGAAAAAGCACAUUGUGGACACCAGGCAGCAGGAGCACAUCUAUUCAGAAAAGGACAUCCUCCAACAGACCAAUUCAAACUUUAUUGUCAGGUUGUUCCGCACAUUCCGGGAUGAUAAGUAUGUUUACAUGCUGCUUGAGGUUUGCCUCGGAGGAGAGCUGUGGAGCGUGUUGAGGGACAUGAGUUGUUUUGAUGAGCCCACUGCCUGCUUCUGUACUGGAUGUGUGCUGGAAGCUUUUGAUUACCUGCACGGCAAAGGCAUCGUGUACCGAGACCUGAAGCCAGAGAAUCUUCUUCUGGAUGGGGAAGGCUAUGUCAAAAUGACUGAUUUUGGGUUUGCCAAAAAAAUCGGACUAGGUAAAAAGACUUGGACGUUCUGUGGCACUCCUGAAUAUGUGGCUCCUGAGGUCAUCAUGAAUAAGGGUCAUGACUUUGGAGCUGACUGCUGGCAUCUUAUCUUUGAGCUCCUGACUGGCAGCCCUCCAUUCACAGGCUCUGAUCCAAUCAGGAUCUACACCAUGGUUCUUCGCGGGAUAGAGAAGGUGGACUUUCCCAAGAGGAUCAGCAAGCGUCCAGAGGAUCUCAUACGGAGACUUUGCAAGCUCAAUCCAGCAGAACGGCUUGGGAAUAAAAAGAAUGGCAUCAUUGACAUCAAGAAACACAAAUGGUUUCAAGGCUUUAACUGGGAAGGACUGAGACGGCGGAAGCUGAUGUCUCCUCUGAAGAGAGAGCUCAAAGGACCUCUGGAUCACAGUCAUUUCGACAUGUUUCCCCCUGAGCUUGAAGAACCCCCAGAUGAAUUCUCUGGCUGGGAUAAAGAUUUCUGAAAAUGAGCUGUUUCCAAGAAGAAGCUGUUUUCUCAAAGAAGACCUGAUAUAAAGUGAUGGAGGACAGUGUCUGGAGGACAAGUCUCAGUAUUACCUCAGUGUGCUUUCUGAAGCAUUGUGCAACUGACUGACUUGUUCAGAUGGACAGGAAUCAGGUUUAAAAGCCACGGUUUUAAGUUAAAGAAGACAAAGUGAAAGGUUAUUUCAGUGAUACAGUAUUUCUUUAUAAGUGGAUCAAUAAAUCACUGAUGCCUUAAAUCUGUCUAUUAAACCUUAACUAUGUCUAAGUCUCUGACAUAUCAAAUUCAUCUUGUACUCAUUCAGGUGUUCCAGCUCACACUUUUUUAAAGCUGCAUUUAUACUCACUCAAGUAUUUCUGAGUGUUUUGUCUUUGGUUAUGCUAUAUAUUCAGCCUGAGUUGUCUUUUCUGUCUUUUUCAUCUUGGUCAUUUGGUUAAGAGUUGGACAUUGCUUAAAAUAUGAUUUCAAGAGAGAGAGAGUGAAAUUGCCACAAUCAUGAAGACCAUUUAUUUAGCUAAAGUUGCUAAUGUUCUUAAUCUCUGUUUUUGCUGGUGUCGAGCACAGCCACAAUAACAAUAUGGAGAAAAAUAAAUCAG